GUGAUGUGAUCUCAAAAGACUUAUUUUUGAUUUGCCUUGUCGGCGGUUAAUGUAAUGUAUUUAUGACAAAAACAAAAUAAUUUAAAGAAGACGCCAGGCGCCUGUAAAAACCUGGCUUGAGAGGCUAACGUUCUGAGUAUGAGCACAAACAAUAAUGAACAAAAUGGCCGUCAGCCGCCAUUACCUGCUUCAGUUCAUUCCGGGCCUCCAACUGAUCCACGGCCAGGUGCGGCGGCGGCUGCUGCUGCUGCUGCUGCGGCCGCCGCCGCAGCAGCUGCAGCUGCUUCCGAACAGCAAAGACAAAUAUGCCGCAAAUUUGUUUGGGGUACUUGCACCAAAAGUUCCAGUUGUAAAUUUCGGCAUGAACUUGACAUCAAUGAGAUGAAAAAGAUAUUGAAAUUUUGUCACGACUUUCAGAAUAAACAAGGUUGUAACAGAGCAGAAUGUACAUAUUUACAUACUUCGAGAGAGGAACAAAAUAAUUUCCUUGCCACAGGACAAAUACCACGUGUAUUAGCAGAAAGAUAUGCCACUUUGGCUGAUACAUCCAGUUCUCUGCAAAAUUUUGAAGCUUUACCACAGAUGAUUAUGACAUUUGUGUCACCGCCGCCGCCGCCGCCCCCACCGCCGGCGCCAAUGAUGAUAACAGGCUCGGCACCGCCGCCACCACCCCCGCCGCAGCCCAUACCUUUCGGUCCUGUACAACAACCACCGCCACCGCCGCCGCCUCCUACUAUUGCAACAACGUCUGUAGCGCAAGCACCUGCUGCAUUUACUGGUCCACCACCUCAAAAUACACCAAUAAUAUUUCCGUUGACGCAACCUCCACCUCCACUACCAGUGUUUGAUGCAUCUAGACCACCACCAUCUACACCACACCAAAGUUCUAAUAAAAAUGGGACAGUGAAACGUCAGCUAGAUAAUAUUGAAGCCGGUCCAAGCAAAAUAAGGAAGGCAGAGGGGCCCAAAGCGGACAUUCCGUGUGAACACUGUGUCCAGCGAGAAAUAAGGGUCGACAUGUACAAACAGAAAUUGGCUAAACUCUCUAGUGAAGAGGAGUAUCUUAGCUUAAUGUACAAAAAAAAGAUAGAAGAAUAUGACCGUGGCAAGAGCAUGUUGCGUACUCUGGUGACUCCAGAACUGUACCGCAUAUUGGAUGAGUACAUAGAGGGUGGACCACCGCAAGUACAGGAUAUUUUAGCACAACUAAAUCAAAAUCCUUUGUUAACAUUAAUGGAAUGCCUCAUGACCAGAAAUGUUGUGGAAUCGCCAUCUUCAGCUUCUGUGCGUCUGGAUGAAUCAGUAUUGCAGUCCCUAACAUCUAUUACUAGGAGAACAAAUACACAUAAUUCUGUACCUAAUCAGCAACCUGAUGCACUGCAAAUUAUUAUGGAAUUCAUUCGUACAGUGAAUCCGUCAUUAGAGAGAUCACAUUCCGUAGAUUUUAGCCCAAAUGAUACAAGCGACUCUAAUAGACCUAGUACUUCAAGUAAUCAGGCCAACAAUUUAAAUGGUUUUAAUCGUUACACUAACGGACAGAAAAUGGACAGUCCUCCGACAAGGGCUUCUAAUUCUGGUCGAAUUCAAAAUGUCAUAACCACUUCUGGGCGCGCUUUUCCGACUGCCAAUGCUCCACUACAGAGCCCUGUGGCUCCCGCUGCUACACCCGCACCGUCGCCGGCAUCUACAACACCUACAUUCCCUCAAUACCAUCCGGGUAUACCACCACCGCCGUUCCGGCCUUAUUAUCCGAAUCAACAAUAUACCAGCCCAACAUCAACGAGUGGGACGGGUAUGCCGAUGCCUCCUUACAACGCUGCUGGUCCUAGGGCCCCCGCGGCACAUCAAAUGGCAUCACGGCCAUCCACUCACGGAGCGCCACCGGCAGUGCCGCCACAAAACUACAAUCAGUACAUGAUGCCGAGGUACCCACAUCCUCCGUACUAUCCUCCGUAUCAAUAACAAGAGCGUCAACCGUUCCUCCCCGAUCGGGCAACGUGAGGUCGGUUUUAUAAUUUUGUGCUAAGACACUGAACGUUUGACAGUGGACAUUUAUUUGUAUAUACGUAAUAGUUUUUUAGAUCGAGUAAGACCGUCUGCCUUUUAGAUUGUAAGCAUUAGUUUACGUAAGUUGGAAGCUAGAAUAUUAUAAGAACUAAUUUAGUUAAUUAUAAUCUCCUAUUGUAAUGAUUCUAUCAUAUUUUUUAUGUCUGUUAACGGUGGAACGUUUGUUGUGUCUAGUUAAAAGUGGUAAAUAUACACGAGGUGAUUUUUAUGAUGUGGUCGACUCAAUGUUAUUAUAGCCGCCUAAGUAAGUAGGUGUUUCGCUUGGGUACACCUGUAUAUUUACUUUUACACUGCACUGUGUAAGCUUUCUUUCUCUGUAUUGUUUAUAUCAAUUCGUUCAAUAAUUUUGAUAAGCCGAUUUCAUUUGCUUAAGUUUCAAUUCGUAAAGUCAGCUAUAAAAGUAGCGGAAAGCUUUUUUAAUGUUUAGUGUUAUAAUAUUUAAACGCAAACGUAAAAUGUUAUGCAUUUGUGUUUAAAAUAUUAUGUAAUACUCGUUCAACAGACGUCACGACAGAGUUAAAGAAAUCCUAUAGUGAAACCUAAAAAAAUUUACAAAGUCAUAACAAAUUAUAAUCCACAGUUUACAAAUCCAAUAUUUAGGUAUAACUAUCAACAUGUGAUACGAAUACCUUACAUAAGACUUUAUUUUUAAAGAAGAAAACAAAAAGUGAGCGAUCCUAAACAUAUUCAAUUUUAGCUAUAAUAUAAUCUCGUCUCAAGCAGUACCUAAAUAAAAUGAGCAAAUGUAGGCGAAUGUUACACGGCGUCCUAGUCUUAGUCCCAGUUGCGGCUAUUUACGGUUGUUUUAAGUGGCGCAAACGCAAGUGGAUAACAACAAUAGCUAAUAAGUUGUGUUUUAUAAGUUGUACGUUGUAGUUGUAUGUUAGUUGUUCUUAAUACAUCGCAUUUAUACAUUCGCACGAUGAGGCGGACGUGUGAACGGUGCGUUGAUUACUUCUCCUCACUGACAUCGCUCCUCGCAUCACCCCUCAUGCUCACUGUUGUCACUCGUGUCGACAACGAUUGCGCGGUGAACUUAUUGUUAUAGGAUGCGUAGAUCUGGCGAAUGAGCCGCGAAUGCGCUGCAUGUGCUCUGCGCGCGUGUUGCACGCGUGCACUUAAAUACAUGUAAUUAUAUGGGUCGCGCGAAAAGUGCCUAUAUCACUUAGUGGAUGUAAAAAAAUACAGUCUAAGCUAUAUCAUGAGCUGACAGUGACAGUUAACGCUAGCGACCGCGUAAAAUAUUUGUAUACAAUAUGUUGCUAUCUUAUUGUGACCGCUAGAGGCGCUGUAUAAUUUGCCAUACAAAAUUGUGAAGUAAUAUACGCUGUCGCUAGCGACAACUGUCCCAGUAAUUUCGCGGUAGAGGCACAGAUCGCAUAAUGUAAUGCAUGUGUGCAGCUCGUGAGCCUUUCGCAAUCAGACGCAUUUGCAGCGCAUUCGCCAGAUCUGUAUGCACCCAUACAUUCGCGAUUUACAUUUAGCAUGCGCUCGAUGUAGAUGCUGCUAGAAUGUGUACGUCGUCUAUCGUUACAGGUCGACGUAGAGGGAAUGUGCAGAGUGGUGAACGCGAUUGUGCAAAUGCAGUAUUAAAUACGAUCUGGAUUUAUUUAGCCCAUAAAUGCUUCCACGCAGAUUACGGAUAAGGGGGUCACCACACUUAUCGACGUGGAAUGGUAUGUCCAUGCAAUAAAAGCGUACGAUAUUAUAUGAUUAGCUUUGACGUCGACGCGACUUGGCUUACUGCAGAAUUUCCCAUCAUUAUGGCGCCGACGUGGGCUGAUGGUACCCGAAAACGUCCGAUUGUCUCCGAUAACCCAAGAUGUCUGAAUCGUGUGCCGAUCGGUUUCCUUUUACAUCGCCGUCGACGAUGACGACGGCCGAUCGGCGACGCCUGGUCCAGUCGAUGACCGAACGACGAUGAUCAAACGAUGGCUUAGGGCCAGCGCAAACCGGCGAGUCUAAAAGGCAGAGGACAUUAAAUUUAUCAAUGUAAACGUUAUGCUACUUUAAUUAUAAUAAGCAAUAAAUUUCAAUGCUCGCAGCGCAAUUGUCUCUGCGAUAUUGCAGAACACGAUAGUGCAUACCGCGGCGGGAGGCGUCGAUAUGUGGCGAAAUCCACCGGUAUGCGCCUGAAUACACCAGUAUGCAUAGGA
Molecule: messenger RNA, 4223 nt
Organism: Hyposmocoma kahamanoa
Lineage: Eukaryota; Metazoa; Arthropoda; Insecta; Lepidoptera; Cosmopterigidae
Product: actin cytoskeleton-regulatory complex protein pan1-like
Exons: 12
Coding region: 139-1962 (607 amino acids)
Molecular function (GO): metal ion binding
Source: RefSeq, a predicted model, not a curated record